AUAUUUUAAGUAUCAAGAGAAAAUAUGAAAAUACAGAUGAUUUUUAUAAUCAAUUCCUUAGUAAUUUGUUAAAACAAUUAUUAUUGAUGGAUCCAUACCGUAAAGUGAAAUACGUAUUGCUACUAUUACUAUUACCUAGAGUCAGAACAAAUGCCUUUCUUAAGAUUCAAGUGGAUUUUGUGCAGCGGACUUUAGAGGUAUUGCAUAAUACGACAAUUGCACCACGAUCUGCUCAAUUGCUCGCGUCUUUCUUUGAACAGUCUUUAAAAGAGUUACUAGAGACAUCUACUAAACAAAUUGAACCUAAUAAUGAAACGAAAAAAACUUUUGAAAUGCAGAAAGAGGCUGCAAUUAAUGAUUGGAUUGAUUUAUGGUUAACACCUGUAUGUCAAUGUCUUACAUCACCUAACGAUACUCUACGUAAGAAUAUCGGUGGUUUUAUUUUAAAACCUUUAUUUAAAGUUGAUCCACUAUCGUUCUGGAAAAUUUUGGAUAUAAUUAAAUAUAAUAAAUUAUCCAAUGAUUUUGUGAAAGAUGAACAUUAUCGAUUAAAUGCUUUAAUAAUAAUCAUUAAAAUUGCCAGAUCAUUGGAUUUAGUUGAUGGUAGAAUGCUGAUCGAUGAUGAAUCAGAUUCAUGUGAUGAUAAAAAGGUCAAGCUACAAUCUCUUCGUAAUGCGAUAUAUCAUAUAGAUCCAAACCUUCGAAUUGAUGUCCUUGGCCUAAUCAGCGAAUCACAAAAAUCAACAACAGAAGUGACAUCGACUGAACUUUCACUUUUAAAAUCAUUUUUCGAAUUGAAUCUAAAUUCAACUUCUCCUGAAUUUAGACAGAAGAUGUAUGGACAUUUGAAUAAAUUAUUUUCUAGACUUCAAGGAAAUUUGUAUGCUCAAUGGAGAGAUUAUAAAUCUCUUGUAAAAUAUGUAGAAAAUAACAACUCCACCAUUAAAAAUAUAGAAGUUUCACAAGCGUUAUUGGAGGCAGAGCAAUUAAAACAUAAGAUUGAUAUUUCGCAAAAUUUUUUGAACUGGUUAAUUGAAUUAUUGGUUGCUUCGUUAUAUCCUGGUGCAUCGUUUCAGAGAGUGUCUUGCGCGCUUAAAAUAUUUAUCAUAUUAAUUAGAACAUUUGGCCUUCGUAAUGAAUCUUCGUUUACGAAAGAAUAUGUAGAUAAACAAAAUGAGUCGUCAAGUUUUCCUUUUCAGCUCCCGCUUGUUACAACUAGGAAUGCACAAUUAAUAUUAAAUUGUCUAAUGAAUUCGUUUGACGAAAUCCGAACGUUAUCAUAUGAAAUACUAGAAAUGUUUCCUUCGCCAUUACCAGGAAUUGAAUUAUUCGAUGAUGUGCAGGAAAUUUUGCUUUGGGCGUUUCAGUUAAUGACUAGCACGAGAGCUGGUGAAAGUGAUAGUGGUGCUACAAUAUUUAGCCUAAUAUUUUCAAAAUAUGUGUUAAAACUUGGAUAUGAUUUGGACGUGGAAUUAGAUAAAAGUCCUCCUGUCUCCUCUUUGGGUUCGGAAUUUAAUGAUAAAUCAACUGCAUUCAUUGGGAAAUUAAUGGUACUUUUAGAGAAGCAAAUUAAAAUUGCAUCUCAGAACCUACUACUUGCAUCUCGAAAAUAUCCAAUGCAUGGAACAUUACUCGCACUCCAAUAUAUAUUUCAAAAACUAGACUACAAUUCCACAAUUAUAAAGUGUAAUUUAAUGGAAUGGCGCAUUGUUCAUGACAAAGUUAUCUCAUUGACUAAUCAAGUGUGUCAAAUAGUGCUUGAAAUAUUAUCAGAUCCGUCACCUGAAGGAAAUGUUCCUACAUCAUUUCAAGAGAUGGAUGAGUUUAUUGAAGAAUUUGUUUAUUCAAGCAACGAUGUGGAUGUGGAAAGUGAUGAGGGACCUAAACAUCAAGUCAUAUUAAGUUGUUGCUGGAGAGCUGUGAAAGAAGCAAGCGCUCUCUUGUCCAUAAUAUUGUCGAGAGCGCCAAUGGCUACUACUUUAAUAGAUAAUGAAGCAAUACUUAAUUAUGAACAAGUUCGAGACGGAGGUACAUUAUUUCGAACGUUAUUGACAUCUAUACGCCAUAGGGGUGCAUUUUCAGCAGUAUAUCCAGGAUAUGUAUCAAUCUGUUCUCGAUUGCUAGAUUCACCGCAAAUAGAGUUUAUUGAAUUGCCUAAAACGUGGCUUAAAGAGGACAUUUGUGCAAUAACAACAAAUUCAAUAUCAAUAACUCGUCGAAGUGCUGGCCUUCCAUUCUGCAUCUUGGCAAUAGUUAGUAGUGAACCAAGUACUCAAAAAAUACUACUUCCAUGGGCCAUGAAAACUUUACUAGACAUUGGUUCCCAAAAUAUUUCAUCUGAUGGAGACAUUGAUCAACAAAUUGUUGAUUUACCUCAAGUUCAUGCUUUUAAUAUUUUGAGAACAAUAUUUAUGGAUGCUAAAUUAGGAGCAGAUGUUUUACCUUAUGUUUCUGACGGAUUUAUGUUGGCUAUUAAUGGGUUUUGUUCAUAUAGUUGGGCCAUUCGAAAUUGCUCAGUAAUGCUAUUUUCUACGCUUUUGCAAAGGACUCUUGGUACAAAGAAAACAAAAGAUGAACACCAUUCUAUUAACCAAUUAACUAGUCGCGAAUUCUUUUCAAGGUUUCCAAAAUUACAUCCCUUUCUAGUGGAUGAACUUAAAAUUGCAGUUAAUCAACUUGUAAAACCAGCACAG
Racocetra persica is the source of this 2693-nucleotide messenger RNA. The record is from the annotation of a GenBank genome assembly. NCBI's taxonomy places the organism in Eukaryota, Fungi, Glomeromycota, Glomeromycetes, Diversisporales, Gigasporaceae.